This is a messenger RNA of Siniperca chuatsi (mandarin fish), 7756 nucleotides long. It is a transcript of the gene aff4, whose product is annotated as AF4/FMR2 family, member 4. The record is from RefSeq and is a predicted model, not a curated record. Gene Ontology annotation, biological process: regulation of gene expression. The coding region runs from base 374 to 3922 and encodes 1182 amino acids. Gene Ontology annotation, cellular component: super elongation complex; nucleus. NCBI's taxonomy places the organism in Eukaryota, Metazoa, Chordata, Actinopteri, Centrarchiformes, Sinipercidae. The transcript is spliced from 22 exons.
UACUUGGUUAGGUGGUUGGUUUAAGAUAUUUCCGACAGCAACUGAAGGCAGCACCGCUUGCUGCCAUCCAUGCAUCCAGUCCUGUCUGUGGUACCUGCUGGCUACUUAACUUAGCUAGCAGACUUACCUAUCAGUCACUUCUGUUCAGGAAUAACAGAAUGAACGAGAGACAAAAUGAUUUUAUUUUGUUUUCCGCUCGAUGUACAGUUGCGAUUUAAAAAAAAGAUGGAGACCAUUCAUUUGGUUUUAGUACUUUAGCUGUUAAGCGUUUUGCUGAGUCCAUUUUGCGUGUAACUGGAAGUGGAAAAGACAAAGAGAAAAGAGCUUUCCAAUACCUAGAAUGGUUUGGGCCUAAAAAGAAGACAAGAGCAACAUGAACCGUGAGGACCGGAAUGUGCUCCGAAUGAAAGAAAGAGAAAGGAGAAAUCAAGAAAUCCAGCAGGGAGGAGGAGAGGCCUUUCCAGCGAAUUCCCCUCUCUUUCCUGAACCCUACAAAGUGUCCAGCAAGGAAGAUAAACUGUCCAGCCGUAUUCAGAGCAUGCUGGGCAAUUACGACGAGAUGAAAGAGCCGAUUGGUGACACACUUCCAAAGCUUGGCGGUAAACCUUCUAACAGCUCGUCUUCCUCUGAGGAGAAAUCGGGCCCACCUUUAUUUGGCGGGGACCAGCGUGGUGUCGGUAGUGGUGGCAGCAGCCAGAGCAGUAAGUGGACUCCUGUCGGCCCCGCAGCGGGUGGAUCUUCAUCCGGGUCCCAGAAACGCUCAGGACUUCAAGGAGGGCACAGCAGCCAGAGGGGCAGCGGAGGCAGUAGCGGCAGCAGCAGUAGCCAAAGACACGGAGGGGAGGUGCGGGAAAAGAAGUCUAGUAAACACGGUGGAGGGUCAGAGCACUCAAAGUCACACACAUCAAGUCCGGCGAAGGGCUCUCUGAGUUCCUCCAGCAGCAACAGCCACUUGCGGAGCUCCUUGUCUGCCGAGCAGCAUCAUAGCAAGGAGCGCUACCGCUCCAAGUCCCCACGCGACAGAGAGGCCAACUGGGACUCGCCCUCGCGGGUUCACACCUCUUUCCCCAGUGGACAGCACUCAAGUCAGGCUUUUCCCCCAUCUCUCAUGUCCAAGCCCGGCUCCAUGCUGCAGAAGCCCACAGCUUAUGUGCGGCCUAUGGACGGCCAGGAAACGGCAGAACCCAAGAGCUCACAAGCAGAAAGCUACAGUGGACAGUCGCACAGCAGCACCAUGGGAGAGAUGAAGUCGAACAGCAAGACCUCACUUUCCAAACUCAAGAUCCCCUCACAGCCUGUAGAGGGAGCAGGCGAUGCCAACUGUGUCGAUGAGAUUCUGAAGGAAAUGACUCAGUCGUGGCCCCCACCGCUGACAGCCAUCCACACCCCCUGCAAAACAGAGCCCUCCAAGUUUCCUUUCCCGACCAAGGACUCUCACCCUUUUCCAAGUGGACACAAGCGAGGCAGUUCUUCAAAGAGCUCCAGCAGCCACCAGCCCAAAGCUUGUGAUGACCAGCCCACGAAUCUGGAAGAUGACCUGAAGCUAAGCAGCAGUGAGGACAGUGAUGGAGAACAGGACUCUGCCAAGAAUGCCUCAAGGAACACAUCAGCAAGCAAUAACAGUGAAGGAGCGGAUCAAUCGAGGGAUGACUCGAGCAGCCACAGCGGCUCAGAGAGCAGCUCAGGCUCCGACAGCGAGAGCGAAAGCAGCACCACAGACAGUGAAGCCAAUGAGCACCCGCGGCCUGCCUCUCCUGAACCUGAACAACCCAUGGCCAACAAGUGGCAGCUUGACAACUGGUUCAAGAAGGCCAAGCAGUUCUCACCAGCCUCUCCAGUGGACAAUAAUGUUCCAACCAAGUGCAAGAAAGAGGGCAGAGAUAACGGUUCAGGACGCGGCUAUGGUAGCCAGGGAGGGGGGUCAAAAGACUCGACGGCGCCCACCCCAAGCAGGGACCUACGGGCGGCACAAAAGGGUGCAGAGGGUGGUCGUGGCCGUCAAAAAUCCCCCGCCCAGAGUGAGGGAGGUACAAACGCGCGAAGGAGUGUGGGUAAAAAACAGCCUAAAAAGUCUGAGAAGCCCCCAGUAGUGGAGGAACCCAAGGGAGGUCUGCGAGUAGAGAGUGAGCCGGCUCCGGAGAUACCUCCUCAUCGGCCCAAAGCUGCUACUAAAGGUUCCCGCAAACCAAGCAUCAAAAAAGAACCUAAGUCUUCUCCGAGGCCCACUGCACCGGCUGUCACAAACACUGCAGAUAAACGCAAGGCCAAGGCACCCACCAAGACUUCCCAGAAGUCUCGUGAGUUUGUUGAUACAGACUCUUCAUCAUCAGACUCUGAGGGGAAUGACAGCAUCCCGUCCUCGUCGCAGACACCCAAGUACACAGAGAGUAUCAGGACCCCCGUGUGUGUGUUUUCUCCAAUGGAAGAGAAAGAGGUGUUGUCUCCACUCAGUGACCCAGAGGAGCGUUACCCUGCAAGGCAGCCUCAGCAGCAGGUUUUACUAGUGAAGAUAGAUCUCAGCUUGCUGUCUAGGAUCCCAGGGCGGCCCUACAAGGAGCCUGUAGAGAUAAAAGUGGAGAGGGACGACUCUCUAGACAGGGACAGCAAAGACUUCAGCAAGCAGACAACUGACAAGAGCUCUAGUAAAGCCAAGAGGAAACACAAGAAUGACGAAGAAGGCACCAAGCCAGAGAGUAAGCGAUGCAAGCUAGAGGAGAAGUCCCUAUCUCAUCAUAAAAACAGCAGUAAAGAAUCUAAGAGGUCUUUGGAGAAGAAAGAGGAGCCAGUCCCCUCUCCUUCCAUGUCAGGUCUUCAGCGGACGCCCAAGGCAGAGCAUCCGAGUCGAAAAAGGACAGUCAGCCAGUCCUCCACCUCUUUGUCCAGCGGGACAGGAAGUGGAAAGGAGGGAAGCCACAGCACCAAGGGUAACUCCACCUCCAAACACAGAAAAGGAGAGGACAAGGGACGCAGCACGCGUGAUGGCAAGGAGAAAUCCUCAAAGGGCUGUGAUAACCAGCUGGCUGUGCCUCCGCUCUCCACGGACGGCUCCAAGUCUCAGAGAUCCAAGCUGGUGUUUGAGGACAGGGUCCAUUCAGCAGAUCACUACUUACAAGAGGCCAAGAAACUUAAACACAAUGCAGAUGCACUGGUUUUGAGCAUGAUGUCCAAAAAAAACAAAAAACAAAACAUAAAAGCUUUUGUUACCGGGUCGCUGAAAGAUGAACAGAAGUUGGAUCGCUUCGAGAAAGCCGUUUACUACCUGGACGCUGUCGUAUCUUUCAUUGAAUGUGGUAAUGCGCUGGAGAAGAGCGCCCAAGAGGCAAAGUCUCCGUUCCCCAUGUAUGCUGAAACGGUGGAGCUUAUCAAAUACACUAUGAAGUUAAAAAGCUAUAUGGCCCCAGAUGCUACUUCAGCAGACAAGAGGCUAGCUGUGCUUUGCCUACGAUGCCAGUCUCUCCUCUACCUGCGGUUAUUCAAGCUGAGAAAAGACAGUGCACUAAAAUACUCCAAAACACUCACCGAACACUUAAAGAAUUCUCUGAGUAACACCCAGGCUCCCUCUCCUGGAAUGGGAAACAAGGCAGCGGGUAUGCCCUCCCCAGUGUCUCCCAAACUGUCACCUGGCACGGCCGGCGGCUACUCAUCAGUCAGCAGCAGCAGCAGCACCAGCUCGUCUGUGACCAUACCUCAGCGUAUCCACCAGAUGGCUGCCAGCUACGUCCAGGUCACCUCCAACUUCCUGUAUGCCACCGAGGUCUGGGACCAGGCUGAGCAACUAUCCAAGGAGCAGAAAGAGUUCUUCUUGGAGUUGGACAAGGUGAUGGGUCCUCUGAUCUUCAACACCAGCAGCAUGACAGAACUGGUGCGUUACACACGGCAGGGCCUCCAUUGGCUGCGCCUGGACGCAAAGCUUAUUCCCUAGCGAGGACUCACUCCCCUGCACGCUGCUUCCACACAUACACACACCUCAGCCUCUUGUCUUCAGCAACAUGUGCUCAAAGACACACAAGUAUGCCCUCACAGACAGACACACAUAUAUAAUUAUGUACUGUAUGCACACACACAGUCCACCUCUGGUCCUCCAUGUACACACACACACACACACGUGAGGAACUUCUCAGAUAAAUCUCCAACACUGUGUCCAUUUCCUACACCAGCUUGCCAAAAACACUGAGCAAUUUAGAGCAUCUCACACCGUCGGCCGCACCACACAGGGAGAAGCAUUGGAACUGCAGCACAGGAACAAAAAGCUUAUCGCCACGCUUCAUAUGUCGGCAUUCUUACAAAGUCUUUGAAGGCCAUGUUUUUAUCUUUUUGGCAUGGAAGCGCUGGGUGAAUUAUUUGUUAUAAAUAUGCUUAAAAAUGGGGUUUGGUUUUUAGGCUACUUUGGCUUUUAACUUUUUAUUUUACUUUGUUUCACCAAAGUACCUCCCAUAAACACCAAAGGUGCUUUAAAAUGAAGGUUUCUCUUUAUCAUUUCUGUGCCUUGUAUGUGAGCUACAGGAAAACAAACAGCCACCCAUCAUAUCUGAAUACAUUGUUUUUAUUUUCUCUUUUUUUUUUUUGCUGUAACUCAUUAAAUGCAUUUUUAAACAUUUAGAAGUUAAUGGAGGCUGGCAACGAUUGUUUUUUUUAUUGCAGUCUUUCAGUUUUAAGUCAAGUCCUGUCAACGCAUUUGACAUUUUAGAGUAAAGAUGGUGUUGGGCACCAUCUUCAUUUAUCUUUCCUUCAAAGUCUUUAGGCGCUAAAGGUUUAUCUGGAAGCAUGCCCACAUGUUUUAAGGAUGAGAGGAAGGGCUACUGUGCACAGCAGAUUAAUACUUGACACACAUAUUUAUAAAUGUCAGUGUAUUUCCCAGAAUCCUGAACUUCUUUGAGCCCUGCUAGAAAAUGUAAUUUUUUCAUUUUGUUCAAACCCAUUGCUCUGGUUUAAUGUAAGGAGUAGCAUGGCCUCUAGGGACCGCUAGCGGGGGCUUUUAGACUCUGAGCCUUAAUAAAAUUGAUCAUGUUAAUGUUCUCUUUAAGAGAUGUGCUGAAUUUGAAGCUCCAGAAAACAAGUCCCUUCCUAAGAAAUGUUUUUACACACUGUUCAUUGAGAAAUUUCCUCGAGGAUGAGUCACUUCCAGACAGUGUUAUUCUCUCUUUGAUCCCCUUGUUUGCUCAGAGUGUAUUUUUCUAAGGAACAGCAGGGAGUGUCUUAAGUAUUGAAAUCGUUUCCAUGUGUACAAUGCAGUUAUUUACAUUGCAGUUUAUAAAAGCUGGGCCCGAGUGGCCACUAAUUUGGCACAACAAAAGCAAAUUCAUCUGAACGGAAAGAUGUCCUUUAGAGAGGCAGUCGUCAGUGAUGCAGAUUAGCAGUGUUGGAUUUAUAGAACAAAGAGUUUUAAAUCUAUGAUUAUAUAUUUCAAAAAAGAAGUAUAACGGCCAAUAUAGAUUUUAUUUAUAUACCAAGCAGUUUUUUUUUCCCCUUCUUCUGGCCAAGCAUAAGCAUAAGUAUAACUUUUCAAAUGCAUACUUGUAAAACAGGGUUGAACAAGGGUUAUAAGAUGCAAAGUAUUUUGUAUAUGUAAUUGCUCCUAUUUAAAUUUUAAAAUACUUGUAUUACAAGACAGUAGCUAAGAAAUGUGUCAGCUAGUUGUUGUUAAUGUGGUUACAGCAGGCGGGGUAAAGACGACAGAGUAAUGGCGUAUGCCAGCUGUCCGGAUGUGAACAUUUACUGGAUGUCAUCAAGGGAAAUGUGGAUGGCAGUGGAUUUGAAUGAAGAUGUUAACAUUUCACCCAAGAUUUCAGUUGACAUUUGGGUGUUUGGUAAUGUUCAGUAACAAAGGACUGUCUUUUUUUUUUUUGCCCACUUCCUACUAAAAGAUGCUGGAAAUAUUAAAGCCUGGGCCAAAUAGUAUUCAUGCAAACUUUAAUUGGUUGGUUUUGUUUUAGUUAAUGGAAGAUGAGUUUGGACAAGAGGAAAGUGCCAAAAAGUUUAAGGCUUGUGAUAGUCUGUAACUUUCUGGCACUUUUCUUCUAUUUUCAAACAUAAAUUUGGUGUAUUUUCUGAGCUCAUCUUACACCUUUUUUAAUCUCAAAACAAAUCAAAUCUUAAGAAUUACUAUUUGGUCCAUGUUUGACCUUUAUUGUUGUGUUUGGUAUUUUCUUUCUUUCACUGGCUCCCUGGCCUUUAUUGUAGGAGGGGGAUACUGUUAUUUCCUCUUGCACUUGAAAAAGAGAAAGUCAGAGGAGGUAUUAUUUUAAUCUAUGCAGGAUUUUUAUAAAAAAAAAAAGGAUCUGUUUCUGUGGGAAAAAAAAUCAUUUUUAGGCUUGGGAUUUUUUUCCCCACUUUUUUUUCUGCCUCAGUGAGAAACCUGUUUAACUCAAAUGUCCAAUGCCUUUAGCUUUUGCAAUUUUGUGUACUGGUUUAGUAUAUAUGUGUGUAUAUAGAUCUGUUUUUAUAACCAAACACAGAUGGCUUGAGCCAUUUUGUACUUAAAGCUGGAGGCCACUUUUCUCAUAGGAAUUCCUCUGUGGGUUUUGCCAGCCCAGUCAAUGUCUUCAUACACUGGUACACUUUGUAAGUACAGGUCUGCGCCUUGUGUUCCCUACACUAUCUUGUAGUCAAAUGUACAAAAUUUAGCAUUAGAAUAAUUUUAACAGUUUGCUACUCACACUUAUUUAUUUUUCUGCCCCUUUGCUUAAUGAUUUUUUUUUUUCUAUUUUGCCAUUUUAAGGAGUACCAUUUUAUGAAAUAGGAUGAUUUAAAUGAAUCGGGGUUGUUCAUGAUGAGAUUUCAUUGUAAGUAGUAAUUAAUAUUAAUUCUAACUUGAACGAAUCCAGGGUAAGAUGAGUUGUUUUUUUGUUUUGUUUUGUUUUUUGACAUUCAGUAGGAAGAUGUUAACACUUGCAUGUUUCUAUUUAAAUAAAAAUGUAUAAAUUGUAAAUAUAACAUUUCUUUAAGGGUGAAUUUCUACUACAGGUUGACAUUUUUAUUGAAAUUUAAAACUGCUGUAAAUACAUUUGUGAGAUACUUUAUGCACAUUUUUUUUCUUCUCUGUGGGCUUUUGUGUUCUCCUUCUUCCAAGCUGUUACAGAUGACAUCCCAGUCUCUUAACACUGUAUAUCAAAUUGAUUUCUCAGUCCUUUUCUUACUGUGCUCGUAUUCUUUGUCUCCUGCUUCACUGUCUCUCAGUAUCAUGGUCGCCACAUAAUCAUUAAUUAAUCUGUCUCUAGAUCCAAGUGCGAAUAUUUUGUCUUCUCUGUAUUUGAUAUGGAGGUGUGUACUUUUCAUGAAAUGUAUAUUGUUGAUCUCAUGGGAUGGAUGGAUGGUGUGUACAGUCUGUUAUGUAAAACCACGUCUGUUUUGUCCUCAUGGGAGAGAUGUAUUUACUAUUUGUCCCUUUUGAACAAUUGGUCCAACAUGUCUUUUGAAACAGAGGUAUUUCUCUACAGGUCAAAACAGUUGUAGCAGUUUAUACAGUAUGUUGUAUAACACCUUUUUUCUAAAAGUUGUCUCUAAAGUGAGACCAGCAGCAUACACUAUGUACAAUAGUCUAAAUUGGAUUAGUUUUAAGAGAACUGAUGAUAGAGAUACUAUAUAUGAUGGAUGCAAUAUGAUUAAAGGUACUCAUUGAGUUUGAUCUUCAAACUUAGGUUACGUAAUUUAAAAGCAUUCUUGUGAAGUGAGUAUUAAUUGUGACUAAUGAGAGUCUGUCCUGACUAUUCUUUGUAUUUUGCCGUAUUGAGAAUAAAAUAUAUAUGGAUAUGUUUAA